This is a messenger RNA of Cotesia congregata, 720 nucleotides long. The record is from the annotation of a GenBank genome assembly. Lineage: Eukaryota; Metazoa; Arthropoda; Insecta; Hymenoptera; Braconidae.
AUGUGUAAGAGCUCUGGAGAUAGAGAUAAAGCCAGUGGAAGAGCUAAAGUGUGUCUAGCUUCUAAGAGAGUACUGAGACCAAAGAUAGACAGUGCAAUAGUCGAGACGUCUGAGAGUACAAACGAUCGCACAUAUCACCGUGCAGUAUCAGACAAUGAGGGUGGAGUAACGUCAGAAAAUCAAACGACGGGAUUUCCAGCAUCAGUAGCAGUAGCAGGAUCAGUACCGGGAGCGUUGACGCCAAAUCACCGGCAGGCUUCGCCAUUUCCCAUGGAAAGCACAAAUUCCCGGCGACAUCAUUACAACAACAGCGUGUCGUCGGAUCGAUCGCGAAACGUCGCCAACGGGGAGGUGAUUUACGCGGCGCCCAGCAAGAAAACGAGCUCAGGAUCAGGAUCAGUAGCUGGGGGCGGAAAUGCGAGCACUGGGAGCGUCAGCGGGGGAACUUUGGGCAGACGGUCACGUCGUGGCCAGCAUAACAGCGCUUUGAGCUCCAGCUCAACCGCCAGCGACCGCUCCGAGAUAAUUUACAACGAGGAGCACUCUCACAUCCAUCUCAAUAAUGUUUCCAGUGAGUUUUCGGAUGCAUACCAGCCACUGGCUCGGGAUGCGAAUCCAGACAUUGCAGGAGCUCAUUCGCCGUACAACACAUCCCAACACAACACACUACCGGAGAAAACUAGCUCAACUCCAGUGGCCAGGUUUGUCAGUGUAGAAUAA